CUCCGCCGUUCCCGUGGUGCCGCGGGGCGGAAGAUGGCGGCGGGCGCGGGCUCGCUGGUGGCGGCGGUGUUGGCCCAUUCGGGCCGCCUGGACAAGGAGGAUUUGGGCACCCGCAUCGGGCGGCUGUCCCGCCGUGUGGAGGAGCUGAAGGGCGAGGUGUGCACCAUGAUCACCAAGAAGUACAGCGAGUUCCUGCCCGGCAUGCAGAGCGCCGAGGAGCUGGUGGUCAGGGUGGACGGGCUGUCCCGCAGCAUCGACCUGCUGAGGGCCGGCGUGGAGAACGAGGUUCAGCGGGACCUAAACGUUGCUGUGGCUGAAUUCACUGAACUGAAGCAGCAGCUGGAGCAGGACACGCUGGUUCUGAGCAUCCUGAAGAAGCUGCAGGAGUUCGAUACAGCUCUGAAAGAGUACAACACUGCACUGCUGGAAAAGAAGUACAUUGAAGCAGCUCAACAAUUGGAAAAGGCACGAAGCAGCCUGAAAAUGCUGGAAUCCCGCAAGGGCUUUGAGCUGAAGAUCCUGAAAGCACUGGGCACAGAGCUCACAGUGCAGACACAGAACAUGCUCUAUCAUUUAGGAGAGGAAUGGCAGAAAUUGGCUGUGUGGAAGCUUCCUCCUUCUAAAGAAACCAUUGGCCCGGAGUCAGUGAUGCAUUCAGAAUUGCACUUAUGCACACUGCCAUCAAAAGAGGAAGAGAUUGCAGGCCCACCUGUUGCUUCUGUGCUGCAGGCUUUUGCUGUCCUUGGAGAACUGCGCACCAAGCUGAAAACUUUUGGCAAGCUGUUGCUGAAAUACAUCCUCAAGCCACUGAUUUCAUACCCGUUUCUUCAGCCAUUCAUAGAAGAACAGUCAGAUGUGGUCAUCCUAAAGUUCAAGUCAGAGAAGCCUGACUUGGAUCAUUCUUCUCCUGUGGAGGUUUUUGACAAGAUAAAGUUUGUUCUUGAAGUUCUUCACAAAUACCUGCUGAAUGUGCCCGUUGAGCAGUGUGUGGAAGAUAAAAAGGAGUGCAGAGUUACGCUGGCAGAACUGCUGGGUGAUAUGAUAUGGGAAGAGCUGUCAGACUGCCUCAUUCAGAACUGUCUGGUGAAUUCAAUCCCAACCAACAGCAGCAAAUUGGAGCAGUAUAUAGAGGUGAUUAAAUCCACAGAGGAAUUUGAAAAAGCCUUGAAGAAAAUGCAGUUUUUGAAUGGAGACACAACAGAUUUACUGAAAUACGCCCGUAAUGUCAAUUCCCACUUUGCUAACAAGAAAUGCCAGGAUGUGAUUGUGGCAGCCAGAAACCUGAUGACCUCAGAAAUACACAAUACUGUAAAGAUCACACCUGAUUCCUGUGUAACCCUACCAAAACUUCCUGAUCCUGGGUCUGGAGAUCAUGUUAAAAUGCAAAAGACUUCUAAACUCCUUCCUAACGAGAUGGUCAAUUUGGAGAAUGACUCUAAACUGAGCCAGUACACGUUUUCUUUGCCCACGUGCCGCAUCAGUGCAUCAGUGGAGAAGCUGAUGGAGCUGGCUUAUCAGACACUGUUGGAGACUACAGCCAGCACAGAUCAAUGCUGCAUACAGCUCUUCUACUCCGUGCGGAACAUAUUCCAGCUGUUUUAUGAUGUAGUACCAACAUACCACAAAGAGAACCUCCAGAAACUACCCCAGCUCGCAGCUAUUCACCACAACAACUGCAUGUACAUUGCUCACCACCUGCUCACCAUGGGACAUCAGUUCCGGUACCGCCUGACCAGCAUCCUGUGUGAUGGAGCAGCUACUUUUGUAGACCUGGUACCUGGCUUUAGGAGACUUGGGAUGGAGUGUUUUCUGGCCCAGAUGAGAGUACAGAAAGGAGAAAUUCUAGAGAGGCUGUCAAGUGCCAGGAAUUUUUCUAAUAUGGAUGAUGAGGAAAAUUACUCUGCAGCAAACAAAGCCAUAAGGCAGGUAUUGCAUCAGUUGAAAAGAUUGGGGAAAGUCUGGCAAGAUGUCCUUCCAGUGAAUGUGUACUGCAAGGCUAUGGGCACCUUACUGAACACAGCACUCUCUGAAAUUGUCACUAGGAUUGCUGCCCUGGAGGAUAUCUCUGCAGAAGAUGCAGAUAGGCUGUACUCACUCUGUAAGAUCAUGGUGGAGGAGGGACCUCAAGUUUUCACUCCACUGCCUGAAGAGGACAAAAACAAGAAAUACCAAGAGGAGGUUCCAGUCUAUGUGCAGAAGUGGAUGACAUUCAAAGAGCUGAUGAUCAUCCUGCAGGCCAACCUCCAAGAAAUAGUAGAUCAGUGGGCAGAUGGGAAGGGACCUCUUGCAGCUGAGUUCUCCCCAGCAGAAGUGAAGAGUCUGAUCCGAGCCUUGUUCCAGAACACAGAAAGGAGAGCAGCAGCACUGGCCAAGAUCAAAUAGCUCUGUUAUCUCCUACACGUUGCAUCUUCUGAUAAAGCGACAGUGAACUGAAUCUUUUAACUAUUUCUUUUAGAUUUGACCUUUCUUGUACUGGACUAUAAAAAGCAUAGCUUUGGGUAUGUGCUUCCUGGGGGCUUGACUGGGGGAGAGGUUUCCUAGCUCCCUGUAUGUAGGGCAAAUGGUUUGGCUCUGUGAGUCUCAGACCAGGAAAUCAAAGUGAGUAGCACAUGAACACUAACUGCUUCUGCUCCAUCUGCCAGGCAGGUGGAAUUUGGGCUUGAAAAUGCCAUUUCCUCCCUGGAGGUAUUAUGCACAGAUCCUAGGUUUUGCUUUGAGCUGGUGGGUGUACAGUCCUGGUAAAGAAGAGAUGCUUUCUGUGGUGUCUGCUAAAUCCUCUUGGAUUUCAUCUUUCUGUAAGCCCAGCAUAGGCAAAUAAAUCAAGUCUUCUCUCCAGCUUCUCUUUGUGAGAAUGAGCAGUGCUGGCAGAUGGGGCUGUCAGUGCAGCAUGCUGUACGUCAUCUCAAGCUUGUUUGCCUAAGGGACUUACAGAGGGAUUUCUAUUUCUCACUCAUCAAUCUUUUUUACCUACACAGUUUUACAUCAGGGGCCAUGUAGCCCCUUUGUCUCUUACCUCGUCUGUCCCUGCGAAAUACAGAUGAAACCACCAUUGGUGAUAGCAUUUGGUCUCCUAAGAAUGCUCAGGUGCCAAAUUUUGCUCUUCCCCACCUGUUCUGCUCAGGUUUCCCUGCAGAGCAGACCUUGAAAGAGUGAAACUGGAGGUGGGGAAGAGGAGACCUCAUUCCACGUCAGCUGUUUACCGGGUCAGAGUGUUUUGCACAAGUGGCAGAAUUCCUCAUGGCUUUAUUUCUCAUAGCAAAUAUCUUAAACCUGACUUUCUGUCUACAGUCUCACUGCCAGCUAUGAAAGCCAUUCUGCUCCUUCCUUUCCCCUUCUGUUAAUGAAGCAGUAGGUCUGGCGUCUGUUGUCUUUGCAGUGGUAACUUUUCUGUCCUUUAAGGAUGAGAUAAACGUAGAUAAUCUGAGAAGGGAAUUAAAUGUGCACUCACAGCAUUGUCUUUUACUUUAGGGAAGGCCACGCUUAAGACUUCGAGAAAUGUAUGUUUAUUUUAAUUGGAAAACUCAUCAAUAGCUGUUGUUGAACCAUAGCCCCGAGGCCACAUGAUGCACAAAAACUAUUUCCUACCAUGUAAUGCUUGCAGACAAAAGUUUCAAUCCUUGAGAGCUAAAUAUUUUAAUACUGUUGUAUCCUUUUCAUUUGGACUUUGAUCUGAAUUCUCUUUGCAUUCCUGACCAUGGGUGCAGUUCUCGGCUUCCAGCUGCAGAACUCAGCAGCUCACACCACAUCCAGCCUGCAAGAAGGCAGCAGGGAUGGCAGGCAUCACUUGGACCUCCAGCUUUUCCUUUUUUCUUGUGUAUAAUUUCCCCCCUUCCCCUCCACACAAUUCAGCCAAGGGCUCAGAAUGUUCCCACACCACUUGCAUCUCCUGGGGAGUCCUUGUCCUUUUCCACAUAGCAGUCAAUAAAAAACCAAACGCCACUUCUCCCAUGGGCAUCAUUCACAGAAAUGCAAUUUGCUAUUUUCUUUAAUAAACUAUUUAUACUGGC
Messenger RNA from Phasianus colchicus (ring-necked pheasant), 4007 nucleotides. RefSeq names its product zw10 kinetochore protein (gene ZW10). NCBI's taxonomy places the organism in Eukaryota, Metazoa, Chordata, Aves, Galliformes, Phasianidae. Gene Ontology annotation, cellular component: RZZ complex; nucleus; chromosome, centromeric region. Gene Ontology annotation, biological process: mitotic cell cycle; endoplasmic reticulum to Golgi vesicle-mediated transport; mitotic spindle assembly checkpoint signaling. The record is from RefSeq and is a predicted model, not a curated record.